Molecule: messenger RNA, 2064 nt
Organism: Elephantulus edwardii (Cape elephant shrew)
Lineage: Eukaryota; Metazoa; Chordata; Mammalia; Macroscelidea; Macroscelididae
Gene: SLC39A12
Product: solute carrier family 39 (zinc transporter), member 12
Exons: 12
Coding region: 1-2064 (687 amino acids)
Biological process (GO): zinc ion import across plasma membrane; intracellular zinc ion homeostasis
Cellular component (GO): membrane
Molecular function (GO): zinc ion transmembrane transporter activity
Source: RefSeq, a predicted model, not a curated record
AUGUGUUUCUGGAGAAAGUUUCCAAUAUUUUGGAUGCCCUUGUUCCUUCUGCUCAGCCUUGUUGCUGAAACUCAGCUGGAAAAUCCCCCAAGCCAGGACAGUAGCCACACGUGGAAUCCUGGCCUUCUGACAGAUGUUCUUCGAGCUCUGUCUGCUGGUGACCACCCACCUCAGAACCAUACAAAAAUCCUCCUAAAGAUGUUGUUGGAGAAAACUGGGUGCCCACAGAGGACAAAUGGAAAGCAAGAAGACUGCAAUCAGUGCUUUGAACCAGAUGCUCUGUUACUAAUAGCUGGAGGAGAUUUUGAAGAUCAGCUCAGAGAGGACAUGUUCCAGAGAGUGUCUCUUCUCCUCCUCUAUUACAUUAUUCAUCAGGAAGAGAUCUGCUCUUCAAAGCUCAACAUGAGUAAUAAAGAGUAUAAAUUUUACCUACACAGCCUUCUCAGCCUCAGAAAGAAUGAAGACUCUUAUUUCCUUUCAACUAAUGAAACAGAAGACAUCUUGACUUUCACCAGGCACUACUUUAACACUUCCAGGAGCCAGUGUAUGGAAACCAAAAUGCUGCAAAAAAAAUCUGGAAUACUGCGCAGUGAAGGUGCUGAUGAAAAUACACUUCCUCAAUUGGCUGCAACAAUCAUUGCUUUGUCACUCCAAAAUGUUUGUCUGGGGCAAACAAACUUGCCUUCCUCAGACUAUUUUACAGAAUAUAUUUUCAGUUCUUUGAAUAGGACAAAUACUCUCCAUCUAUCAGAACUAGACCAACUCCUCAACACUCUCUGGACCAAAAGUACCUGUUAUAAAAGGGAUACAAUCUAUCAGCCUCAGAUAAAACAACUCCCCACACCAGCUCAUCAUCACGACAACCAAAAUCUAUCUCUAGCCAUCGACAAAGAAUCAGGAGCUGAUCCAGUUUCCUGGGAUCAGAUUUGUUUCUCUGCUAGGCAGCUGGUGGAGAUAUUUUUACAGAAUAGCCAUUCACCCAUUUCUAAGGAAGUCUUUAAGCAAAUGAGUCCAGCAAUCAUCCAGCAGCUUCUCAGCUGUUCUUGCGAGUUGCACAAAGACCAACAAGCAAAACCACCACCCACAACUCUGGAGAGAUAUGGCUAUAGCACAGUGGCUGUGACACUCCUCACACUGGGCUCCAUGCUUGGGACAACACUGAUCCUUUUCAACAGCUGCGAGGAGAACUACAGGCUGAUUUUACAGCUUUUUGUUGGUUUGGCAGUUGGAACACUUUCUGGGGAUGCUCUGCUCCACCUUAUCCCUCAGAUUCUUGGUUUGUAUAAGCAAGAAGCUUCAGAAUUCGGCCAUUUCCAUGAAAGCAAGGGCCACAUUUGGAAACUGUUGGGAUUAAUUGGAGGCAUCCAUGGCUUUUUCUUAAUAGAAAAAUGUUUCCUUCUUUUUGUAUCACCAAAUACCAAGCAGGAUACCUCAUUGGUUAAUGGACAUGUGGGGCAUUCCCACCAUCUUGCAGUGGAUUCCAAGUCAGGCCAAGGCCAUUCUACUUCAACCAUCCAGUUGAAAAGCCCAGAAGAUUCACAGGCAGCUGAAAUUCCUGUAGGCAGUAUGACAGACUUCAACAGGAAAUGCAAUGCCAUUAGCUUGCUAGCAAUCAUGAUACUGGUUGGGGACAGCCUGCAUAAUUUUGCAGAUGGCCUGAUGAUAGGAGCAGCUUUCUCAUCUUCAUCUGAAUCUGGAGUGACCACGACAAUUGCUAUGUUGUGUCAUGAAAUUCCACAUGAAAUGGGUGACUUUGCUGUGCUCUUGAACUCUGGCCUUUCGGUUAAGAUUGCCAUUUUGAUGAAUUUUAUAAGUGCUCUCACAGCCUUCUUGGGACUGUACAUUGGCCUCUCAGUAUCAACUGAUCCAUGUGUUCAGAACUGGAUCUUAACAAUUACCGCUGGGAUGUUCUUGUACUUAUCCUUGGUGGAGAUGCUUCCUGAAAUGACUCAUGUUCAAACACGGCGACCCUGGUUGAUGUUUCUCCUGCAGAAUGUUGGAUUGAUCCUAGGUUGGCUUUCUCUCUUACUGUUGGCUAUAUAUGAGCAAAAUAUUAAAAUAUAA